CACAUGGUGGAUAUGAGGUGGAUGCUUGCCUGCUUUUAGCUAAUUUAACGCGUUCCCAGGAAAAAUAAUAACAAAUUUUGCAACAGACAGAUAAGCUUACCAAAAUGCAGUGGGCAAGAACGUUGUUAAAUGCCUUUAGCAAGACAAGACGUCUUGUUGGAACCGAUCUGCAUGGGAACCAGUAUUAUGAAACCAUCCGAGAUGGAACAAAGCCUAGAAGAGAGAUGAUUACAAAACUGAAACCUUCAGAAUACACGCCUGAUUUGAUCCCCAUAGAGUGGGAGGCGUGGAUCAGAGGGAAGAGAGAUAACCCACCGACACACGAAGAGCUUCUAGCUGAACAAAACAGAAUAAAGACUCUGAAAGAAAGGGCAAAACAAGUUGAAGAAAAGGACAGAGAACAGCAAGCAUUGGAGCAAAAGGUGCCUCAGAUAGCAGCCCAAGUUGGACAUGCUGCUGCUCCUUUAUACGAAAGUUUAGACAAUAGAACCCAGCCCACAAGCACUGGUACAACAUUUCAGCCGGGAGAGUGGUUCCCAGGGUCAAAUGGUAAGCGGAAGGAUGGUGAAGAAACUUAUGAGCCCGAGUCCUGGGUACCACCUGGUAAUCAACCUCCAUCUAAAUAAUUAAGAGACAGAGGAGUUGUUCUUGGAUCUGUCCUGAAAGUCAUGAUAACAAAUAAUAUUUACAGAGACCACAGGUUCAUGUAGUGUCUGAGGUUUGAAAAAAAAAAUACAAACUUAUUUAUGAUCUAUGCAAACUCUCUCAGAUUAUCAGGGUGUCACCUGAAUACAGACUAAAUCUUAUGCCUGGGGAGAGGGGGGUCGGGGAUGCAGCAUGCUUGCUGAAAAAUUUGAAUUCAGCACCCAAAGGAGACCAAUUUGGGCAUGGCUUCAGCUCUAUCUAACCCCUCAAAGAUACCACUUAAAUGGGAUAGGCUCAAUUAUCAGCCACUAUUCAGGAAAGGAGCCUGUGCUAGUAGAUCAGACUCAAGAGACCGGCGGAAAUCAAGCCUAAAAAUGGAAUUAAGAGCAUUUCUGUUACUCUUAUAUCUUCGAGUGCACCGUAAAAUAUAUUUUGACAGCUAUGAUCAUGCUAAGUGAGACCAGAAUGCUUGAUUUAUACCCCUAAGCUAGAAGACAAGCAUCCCCGACCUUUUCAUAUGUGAGUCUCUCCUGGGUAUCUUGUGGCCCUCCGUGUGGGUCAGCAAUACCCUGGGAUUCAAGGGAAUCAAUAAUGUACUAACUGUAAGAGGCAAAAUCAACAAUCUCCUAGAAUUUUAGUUUUUCAGGUUGGUAUCUCUGCAUAUUCCCUACCUAUUCUUAAUUUGGCUCAGUUAUUUUGGUCAAAAUAUUUCCUUUUCUUGUUGUAAAUGUAUAAUCAGGAUGACUUUCCAAGAUUCAUGAAUCACUCGUGAUGUUAAAGGCUGCCUAUGGCAUGCCUAUUUUAAGGCCUGUCAUAAAGAAUUGAGUGGAGGAUAGACUCCUGUGACUGAGAGGUGAGAAUGUACUAGGGUCCUUGGAUUGGAGUGAAGCCUUGUGAUAAUUCCCCCAACCCUAGACAAACAGUGUGUCAACUCAAGUGGAAAUAUUCAAGUCGAUUUCCAGUUAUAGUGCAAUACAAAAGUAUUGUGAUAAAUUUUGAAGUAAACACAGUUAAAAGGAAUGGUUCAGUGAUGAGAGUAAUCUGAUGCUAGAAAAUCCUUGGAGAACCAUCAUGAAUCAACAAAUGAAGAUGGUUAACGUCAGUAAAUGUUUUUCUGUAAACUGAAGUCAUGAAGUCUAUCAUUUGAUAUUUAAAAAAAUUAAUUUCAAAAAAUGUUCUAGAUAAAUUUGCAUAAACUGUAACACAAAUUUAAGUAACAUGGCAUAUUUCAAGCAAAUUGUUCAUCAACAGAGAGCUAAACUCCGAUGUGCCUGUCUAUAUUUAAUAGAGAGCAAAUGCUGGAAAAAAUCAGAUGCCCUGAGUGGUACCGGUAUUCAAACCCUUGACUCCCUGAUCUUAUUGUAACAUGAAUGUUCCAAAAGUAAUGACUUUUAUUGCUUUGUGUAA
Molecule: messenger RNA, 2052 nt
Organism: Orbicella faveolata
Lineage: Eukaryota; Metazoa; Cnidaria; Anthozoa; Scleractinia; Merulinidae
Product: NADH dehydrogenase [ubiquinone] 1 alpha subcomplex assembly factor 2-like
Biological process (GO): mitochondrial respiratory chain complex I assembly
Cellular component (GO): respiratory chain complex I; membrane; mitochondrion
Source: RefSeq, a predicted model, not a curated record